AUGUCUAAAGUAUACAGAGUAGUAGUUACUGCUGCAGACAAAUUCGUGCCAUCAAAAUUACGUCCUCUCUGGGAACAUGAAGCUGGUCCAAAAACUAUUUUCUUCUGGGCACCAGCAUUUAAAUGGGGUUUGGUGAUGGCAGGGUUGGGUGACUUGAAUCGGCCGGUUGAGGCCUUGUCUAUUCCUCAGUCUGUCUCGCUUGCAGCAACUGGGCUAAUCUGGUCUCGAUACUCACUUGUGAUCAUACCAAAAAACUAUAGUCUCUUUGCUGUCAAUGUGUUUGUCGCUAUAACUAAUUUGUAUCAAUUAGGCAGGGCCGUGAAACAUCAACAAUCUCUCAAAAAUAAGGAAAAG
Molecule: messenger RNA, 354 nt
Organism: Brenthis ino (lesser marbled fritillary)
Lineage: Eukaryota; Metazoa; Arthropoda; Insecta; Lepidoptera; Nymphalidae
Source: the annotation of a GenBank genome assembly